Molecule: messenger RNA, 1815 nt
Organism: Haplochromis burtoni (Burton's mouthbrooder)
Lineage: Eukaryota; Metazoa; Chordata; Actinopteri; Cichliformes; Cichlidae
Product: very long-chain acyl-CoA synthetase-like
Exons: 4
Coding region: 534-944 (136 amino acids)
Molecular function (GO): long-chain fatty acid transmembrane transporter activity; long-chain fatty acid-CoA ligase activity
Source: RefSeq, a predicted model, not a curated record
GAGGACUCAGGGUCACCUGAUCCAGCCCUAACUACAUGCUUCAGCAAUAAGGAAAGUUUUAAGCCUAAUCUUAAAGUAACGUGUGUUUUGGGAUAAGUUGUAGGAAUCUUCUACAUUGAGGCAGACUGAAAACAGUCAAGAGAGGCAACAUCGUCUUAAAUGGGACAUAUGGUCAUGUGAAAAAGAACACAUCCAUAGGACCCUAUACAGUCGUUUGACUUGGCAGCCAGGUGCUGCUGAGCAGUAAAUUACCUGCUUCCCGGUUCUGGGACGACUACAGAAAAUAUGUCACAGUCAUACAGUACAUAGGUGAAAUUAUCCGUUAUCUCUUCUUUUUCUCUUCAAACAGAAACUCAGUAAUAAAAUCCACAAAGUCAGACUUGCAGUAGGCAACGGGAUCAGAGCAGAUGUUUGGAGGGACUUUGUGAGACGAUUUGGAGAAAUUCAAAUCAGUGAAUUUUAUGCAUCAACCGAGGGAAAAUUUGCUCUGUUGAUGCAUAGCACUAUGAAAUAUAGCAGCAAAAUGGGAGAUCAUGGGCGAGACAGGUGAACCUGGACUUCUGGUGACUGAAAUAACAGCCAAAGCUCCAUUCACUGGUUAUGUGAGAGACAUGAAUCAAACUGAGAAAAAGAAGCUGCACAACGUCUUCAAGAAAGGUGAUCUGUACUUCAACACCGGCGACCUGCUGCGCAUCGAUGAGGAUAAUUUCAUGUACUUCCACGAUCGUGUUGGCGACACAUUCAGAUCUAACUUUUUAGCUUUAACUAUUGCCCUCCCUGACUUGGUUCAGACAACAUCAGCGUUAACAGGUGUAGCAGGGAUUACACUGGGUGUUUGUGGUUUCUGCAACACAGGCACAUUAGCAGAGGCGAGCGGGACAAAGUAUCUGCUGUCCAGAGCGAUUUCCCUGAGGCGUACUGCACAUUGUACGAGUAACGCAUGAGUCUCAUUCUGAAUUGCUAGAUCCUGGGUGGCAAGAGAUCCAGAGCUUGUCCUCCCAGUAAGGAAACGAGAGGUUUGUGGUCCGUUUCGAGACAACAAUGUUUACCAAUCAGGAAAUCACGAAAUCGCUCAAAUGCCCAUGUAGACUAGACGCCAGUGCCUCUUUUUCUACUUCUACUUUCUACUUGGAUAUUGAAACAGGUGUAAAGUUGUUUGCAACUUGUGAAUUUUGACUCGAGGGUGAGUCAUCUCAAGAGUAACAAAUCUUUUGAUGCAUGUUUAAAGAUUUGUUUGAACAUCUAUAUGUCAUGGUCCUGAGUCUGCAGACUCAGUGUUUUGUGUCUCUUUAUGCUUUUGUUUAUUCUGAGUAUGUAUUCUGUUAUGAUUUGCCAUUUGUUAGGUUUCUGUUCUGUGCUUGCCCUGGUCCCACGUCUGUGUUCUGUCUGUCUAUGGUGUCACACUGUCUGUUUGUGAAUCUGUCUGUUUAGUUCAGUGUCUUAUCUGGUUCUCUGUGUCUGAGUUUCCUGUUUUAUUCUGAAGGUCCCCGUCUCAUGUGAGUGUGUUCAGUUUACGUUUCCCUUGUCCCGCCAGCUCCGACUUCUCCCAGGUGUGUUGCCCUCCUGUUUCUCAUCCCCUGAUUACUGCUGUGUGUGUUUAAGCCCUGUGUGUUCUCCUGCCUGCUGCCGGUUCGUCUGUGUUCCACAGUGUUUCGUUCCUCUCGCUGCGCCUCUCUGCCCCGCACUUCGUUUCGUGUGUUCUCAGGUUUGUUAUUUAGUUUUCCCAGUUUAGGUUUCUUUAGUUACUUGUCAUCCCUCACUGCCUGUUUGCCAUUACACUACCUUGUAAAUAAAUGUCACUCGAAUCAUCAGUCA